GAGUACUGACUCCCCACAAACACGGAACAGCUCUCCAUCCUGUUAGCUGCAGGUGGUUGAGAAACAGCAAUGCUGUGAUAUCCAGCGUUAAACUUCUGGGUGAGCAGAUUAUCAUGCCGCUAUAAUUUAGAAAUGUUUUGUGGUUACAGUAGUAUAUAUGUGUAUGAGGGGUGCAGUGUUUUAUAGUUAGCUAAUGAGCUCCAUGUGCUUUUGAAGUCUUCUCCUUGUCUGUGUUUAUUAUGGGCUUCCACUCAUUAAAAUCUCCUGUAAUUGCAGACGAAGGCUGUUGGUUAGCAGAAAGGAAUCUGUCCAUAACUGGAGGAGAGUUUACUACAACCUGUUUGACUUGCCCUCUCUUUGUUUGCAUUUUUUUCUCAUUAUAACUACUGUUGUUGUUGCGAUUAUUUGCAGUUCUUAGUUCAAUCAAUCAAUCAUUUUUUUUUUAUGAAUAUAGCACCAAAUCAUAACAGUUGUUAUCUCAAGACGCUCUCCAAAAAAGAGCAUGUCUAGACCACACUCAUUGUGUUGUUAGUCACCUGUAGACACAAAAUCCAGGGUGAUAACCCAGGAAAACCUGUUCUUAAUCUCUGGAUCAACUUGGCCAGAAAAAACACCCACUUCUUGAUAAAUUUCCACAGAGAAAUUUUUUUUCAUGACUGAUACUCUAGAUAAAAAAUAAAAUAACUCUGCAACAAAACAAACAAACCAAAAAAAAGGCAUGUUGAGAAUGUGGAACAUCCUGCAAACAACACCAUAAGUCAUUUUCAAAAACCUCCAGUACAGGGAAAUAAUUACAGACAAGGGACGGUUGUCAGUCUCCUCCUACAAGUGGAUAAGGUGGGGGACCAAAGGCUCGUGGAUAUAAAUAUCAGCUUCAGGACAGCUGACGGCAGCUCUGUCUUGUGUCUUCAAGACAUCAGUCAAGACUUUGAGGAAACACCUUAAGCAAGGUAAGAAAUUAAGGUAACUGCAGUCACAUGAAGGUAUCAGCAGAAAAGCUACUAUCUUCAGUGAUUUACAAAUAUAUGUAUGGCUGGGUUUGUCAUUUUGGGUAUUAUAUCUUGCUCUUUCUUUUUUAUUUCAGCCUAACCACCAGCAGAAUGGCAGGUAGGAGCUUUACUUGCACACAACUCACCGUCAUCAUCCUGUGUGCAAGCAUUCAUCCACAUGCAUCAUUUAUCUACAUCCAUUAAUGUGCGUGUAAAAUUUCCUCUCAGCACAACUGAAAAUCUCUCCUAAUCUGCAGAUGAAAGCUUUCUGAAGGAGUUCCUGGAAACUCACAACGCCUACAGGAAGAAGCACAACGCACCACUACUGACAUACAACAGCGAGAUGAACGCCACAGCUCAGAAAUGGGCCGAUCACUUGCUGGCAAAAGGCGUCUUUGAGCACAGCCAAACUUCAGAUGGAGAGAACAUCUACAACAUGUUCAGCUCUGCACCCAUCAAACUGACAGGUAGACUAUUUAAGUAGUUCCUCUUUUUGUACUACGUGAAACCAGAGCUGUGAAGAUUUGCCACAAGAUAUUUAAGUAAAACUGAAUUCACGCAGCGGUUUUUAAGCAAUAGCCUUUCCAACCACUUCCUGCAAAGAUGUGAGCAAAUAUUUCAAAAGACUUGACUGAGUUAUCUAAAUUUCUGACACAAUGACAUCCAUCUGUUGUUGUGAUCCAGAGUUUAAUCGGCCCCAACUAUAGGUAAAUUAAAAAGCCAUUGCAGGUGAUUUUGUUGUUAUUUUUGACAGGAACUUUUUUGGAUGAUGUAUUUUGAUGUGUUUUUUUCUGUAUUUCUAGGUGUACUUGUAAUCUUUUAUGCAUUUUUCCUCUCUCUUUUCUCUUACAGGUAAAGAAGCUGUAGAUUCCUGGUACGGUGAAAUCAAGGAUUACAACUGGGGCAAACCUGGAUUCAGUGGGAAUACAGGUAAAAGUCACCCUACUAGAUGGAUGAUAAAUUCCUAGAUGGGUCUAAAACCUUUUUAAAACUUCAUUUUUAAAAACUUCAUUUUCAUUGAAUGACCGAAACAAAAGGUGGCCUGAAAAUAUUUGUCAAGUUUUUAAUUGUACAACUUAGAGGAAUUUAUAAUUUUGAAUUUUCAUGCAAAGGUGUCCAUUUAAAUGAUGCCCUUCAAGCUUAUACAGUCAAUUAAAUCCUUAAAAAUGUUGUGUUGACACAUGAUUCACACAAGAUAAGAUUUGUGAUUUGCCUCCAGCAUCUGACUUGGCAUAGUUGCACAUUUACUGCUAUUUAAAAACACCAAUGUUCUGCACAAAAUACUCUCUGGGGGCAGCAGCACACUCUACUGUGUACACAGCCUGCCAGAGAUUCAUAAAAGAAGAAGAUGUCCAUUUAAAAAUAUCAUAUAAAUAUUAUGACUUUAUGUCAUAUUAAGAUUAUAGAGUACUGUGCAACACAACAAUUUGUACUCAGACAAACCCCAGUUUUUCCCUCUCCAUUUUCAAGAGUAGUUAAAAUUGACUUGAAAGUGUCAUCAAGUGAUUAAGUGAGUGCCAAGCAGCAAUAACUAAAGUGCACUUUGCAGGCAAAUUACCUUAAUGUGCACUUAGCCCACUCCCGCAAUAAACUGAUUCAUGCUCCUUACUGCGCGCUGCAAAGUGUUUUAUCUUUAGACAGAUUUUAAAGCACUUUUUCUGGUUGCAGGUCUUCAAUAUUAUCAGAGAAGGAUACAGUCAGUGAUAUGCCCUAAGAUGUUAAAUGUACAAAUAACAGACACAGUCAGUCCACAUGGGUCUAAAAUCUUUUUAGAUUUCCUGCAUGAUUAUGGAAAUUAUCAAAGUACUAAUCCUGUGCAAAUAAUUUUACUCAAAAGUAAUUAAAUGAUUAAAAAAAGUUUGCAGUUACUUCAGUUUUCCAUAACUCUGAAACCCUUGUAAUUUAUGUUUAUUUUAAAUAUAAAGUAAAGCAUUUUUUAUUUAAUUAAAAAAAGUCACUGCUUGUCAUAUAUUUAAAAAAAGAAUAACUUAUAUGUUUAUUUGAUCGGGCUUGAAUUUAUUUAAAUCAAAAAGUUUUUAACCCAAGAAUCCAAAAUUGCCACUAUAAUGGAGAAAUUUUACAUCUGCUUCAGUUGUAAUGAAAGUUGACCCGUGAAUGUUUUGUACCUCUAGGUGGCGCUGUACUUUGUUUCUCACUAACACUGAAGUUUGGAGUCAUGGAUGUAUAGGGAUUCACGGUGCAGUGCUACAUUUCUCCCUGAAGGUCAUUUCACUCAGGUGGUGUGGAAGGCGAGCACUGAGCUGGGAGUGGGCGUGGCCACUGACGGAAACAAGGUGUUUGUGGUUGGACAGUACAGGCCACCCGGGAACAUGAACAUGCCUGGAUACUUUGAGGACAACGUUCUCAAAGCAGGUGACACAUGAUCUAGAUUACGCUUCUUUUAUUCUUCUAAACACUCAUCCUUUCAACAUAUUCAACAUAAAAAGAUUGAAAACUAUAAAAAUUGAUGCUCAAGAUUAAAUAUUCCUGUAUAUUUUCAAUGUCUAAAUCAUGUUGUGUGAACAGAUGAUCAGAUGAUUGACAAUAUACUGAUGCUUCAAUUUUUUUACUGUGUAUUUGACAAUUUAAAUUUUCUGAAGGAAGCAGUUUUAUUAUACUUUUUUUUGUCAGAAAAUACCACCUUACUAUAAAAAAGAAAUAAAUAAUUAAAGAAAUAAAGAAAAAUAUACAGGAAGUGAUGAGAUGAACAUCUUUGCGCAUAGGGGGCGUCAAAUCAACAGAAACUGAAUGUGCCUCACACAAGUGUUUUUAAUAAAAUGAGCACAAUUAAUACAUAUUGUAAAAUUGUGAUUAAAAAAAAAUGAAACACCUUUCAGAUAAGAUGAAAAAUCCUGGGGGUGGUUAAGGACCCCUAACCAUGUAUGAUUUAUUUAAAACUAUUUACCACAGUAGUUAUCUGUAAGGUUUUAGUCCACAAAGUAACAAUUUUGAUAACUUAUCCUUUUUUUAUUAUUUCAUAGUUGUAUUUCACUGCCAUUUAGAGAGGAAAAAAUCAUGUCAAGCUGAAGUUGACAAAUUUCUAACUCGCAAUAAGCUGUCCAAUAAAACGAUACACACAAUACAUGACCAUAAAACAUUACAAGAGCUGAAAUUACAAGUCAAAUGAUAAAUUACUUUACAAAUAUCUGCUGAUUAUUGGACAAAUUCAACAUUACCAUGCCAUCAAGUGAGCAGCUUCUCUUUAUCUUUAGUUUUAUCUGUGGCAGGCCUCAACAGUAUUUACUAUCACUUUCCAGAGUAAAGGCUGUGCAUUUUACAGCUGGCAGACAGCCGGAUGGAGCAGACAAACCCAGCAGUGAUGGUGGAGGAGGAGGAGGAGAAGGAAAAGUGAGCCUGAAGAAAACCUGCACACUACUAUAAAAGACCUCAACAGCCCCUGCAAAGCCGAGAUCAUCAAAGUCCCCAAGCUCUGCAAACUUUUAUACAUGACUGCUGGAUACUUGUUGCUGUACAUACAUUUAAAAAAUGAAAUAAAAAUCCUCGACUUAAAAACUU
This is a messenger RNA of Xyrichtys novacula (pearly razorfish), 4505 nucleotides long. The record is from the annotation of a GenBank genome assembly. Lineage: Eukaryota; Metazoa; Chordata; Actinopteri; Labriformes; Labridae.